AUGCCUGCUGCACAGAGCACUUUCAAGGGUCUCCCUGUCAUUCCUCCCAAUGACCCUUCGUUGACGGCUACCACUACCACUCCUCGCGCUAUUCGCAAGGUCUUCGAGGCUAUAGACCAGGCUGAGGGCGCGGGUGCAAGAGUCAGAAGAUCGGUCGGAACGAGAGAGUUGAAGAACUUCACACCCUUCCUUAUGCUUGAUCACUUCACCAUUGCGCCUGGUGCCGGUUUCCCCGACCACCCCCACCGCGGACAAGAGACCAUCACCUACCUCCUCUCUGGAGCCGUGGACCACGAGGACUUCGCUGGCAACGCCGGAACCAUCUACGCCGGAGACUUGCAAUUCAUGACGGCCGGUCGUGGUAUCGUGCAUGCCGAAAUGCCUGCGCAAAACCCCGACGGCUCAGCCAACAUCGGAAUGCAACUCUGGGUCGAUCUCCCCGCCCACCUCAAAGACUGCGAACCCCGCUACCGCGACCUACGCGGCUCCGAAAUCCCCGUCGCCAACUCGCCCGACAAGAAAGUCAAUGUCAAGGUUAUCUCAGGUCGCGCGUACGGCGUGGAUUCAUUGCAAGAGUUGGCUUAUACACCUGUGUGGUUGUUGGACGUCACGGUACAACCUGGAGGUACAUUCGACGCACCGCUCCCACACAAGUGGAAUGCAUUCAUCUACACAUUGAGUGGAAGUAUCGUAUUGGCUGGCCCUCAGUCGAGCAAGACUAUCCCUCAAUACCAUAAUGCCGUUCUCGAACAAAGCGGCGACAGCAUCGUUGCUAGCGUUCCUGCUUCUGCGGAGAAGGAGAGCAGAUUCAUCUUGGUCGCUGGAAUGCCUUUGGAUCAGCCUAUCGUGCAAUAUGGACCAUUUGUCCAGACCAGCACUGAGGGUAUCUACAAGGCUAUGGCCGACUACCAGGGCUAUGCCAAUGGAUUCGAAAGAGCAGAGAACUGGGAAAGCGAGAUUGGAAAGACCAUGGUACACUAG
Messenger RNA from Aureobasidium pullulans EXF-150, 981 nucleotides. RefSeq lists its product as uncharacterized. NCBI's taxonomy places the organism in Eukaryota, Fungi, Ascomycota, Dothideomycetes, Dothideales, Saccotheciaceae. The transcript is spliced from 2 exons. The coding region runs from base 1 to 981 and encodes 326 amino acids. The record is from RefSeq and is a predicted model, not a curated record.